Molecule: messenger RNA, 2281 nt
Organism: Hirundo rustica (Barn swallow)
Lineage: Eukaryota; Metazoa; Chordata; Aves; Passeriformes; Hirundinidae
Gene: CCT7
Product: chaperonin containing TCP1 subunit 7
Exons: 12
Coding region: 121-1752 (543 amino acids)
Biological process (GO): protein folding
Cellular component (GO): chaperonin-containing T-complex
Molecular function (GO): ATP hydrolysis activity; ATP binding; ATP-dependent protein folding chaperone
Source: RefSeq, a predicted model, not a curated record
CCGCUCUGAGCGCCCUCUUCCCUCCCUGCCAGAUUGUGCUCCGGCCCCCGGCCCGCCCCCGGGAAGGUUCUGGGCGUGCGCGGUGCAUUGUGGGGUGGCCGGGAGCGAGCAGCCGCCGCAAUGAUGCCCACUCCGGUUAUCCUGCUGAAGGAGGGCACGGACACGUCGCAGGGCAUCCCGCAGCUGGUCAGCAACAUCAACGCGUGCCAGGUGAUCGCCGAGGCCGUGCGCACCACGCUGGGCCCGCGCGGCAUGGACAAGCUCAUCGUGGACGAUCGGGGCAAAGCCACCAUCUCCAACGACGGGGCCACCAUCCUGAAGCUGCUGGACGUUGUCCAUCCGGCCGCCAAGACCUUGGUGGACAUCGCCAAAUCCCAGGACGCAGAGGUGGGUGAUGGCACCACGUCCGUGACCCUGCUGGCAGCCGAGUUCCUGAAGCAGGUGAAGCCCUACGUGGAGGAGGGGCUCCAUCCCCAGAUCAUCAUCCGCGCCUUCCGCACGGCCACGCAGCUGGCUGUGAACAAGAUCAAGGAAAUCGCUGUCUCCGUGAAGAAGGAGGAUAAAGAUGAGCAGAGGAGUCUCCUGGAAAAGUGUGCAGCCACAGCCCUGAGCUCCAAGCUCAUCUCCCAGAGCAAGGAGUUCUUCUCCAAGAUGGUUGUGGAUGCUGUGAUGAUGUUGGAUGACUUGCUGCAGCUCAAGAUGAUCGGGAUAAAGAAGGUGCAAGGAGGAGCUUUGGAAGACUCACAGCUGGUGGCUGGAGUUGCCUUUAAGAAAACCUUCUCCUACGCUGGGUUUGAGAUGCAGCCCAAGAAGUACCAGUCCCCCAAAAUCGCCCUGCUCAACGUGGAGCUGGAGCUCAAAGCUGAGAAGGACAACGCCGAGGUCAGAGUCAACACGGUGGAGGAUUACCAGGCCAUCGUGGAUGCGGAGUGGAACAUCCUGUACGACAAACUGGACAAAAUCCACAAGUCGGGAGCCAAGGUGGUGCUGUCCAAGCUCCCCAUCGGCGACGUGGCCACGCAGUACUUCGCGGACAGGGACAUGUUCUGUGCCGGCCGCGUGCCGGAGGAGGAUCUCAAGAGGACCAUGAUGGCCUGUGGGGGAUCCAUCCAGACCAGCGUCAAUGCCCUGUCCGAUGAUGUGCUGGGCCACUGUGAGCUCUUUGAGGAGACCCAGAUUGGGGGAGAGAGGUACAACCUGUUCACGGGCUGCCCCAAGGCCAAGACGUGCACCAUCAUCCUGCGCGGGGGCGCGGAGCAGUUCAUGGAGGAGACGGAGCGCUCCCUGCACGACGCCAUCAUGAUCGUCAGGAGAGCCAUCAAGAACGACUCGGUGGUGGCGGGCGGCGGCGCCAUCGAGAUGGAGCUCUCCAGGUUCCUGCGGGAUUACUCCCGCACCAUCCCGGGCAAGCAGCAGCUGCUGAUCGGCGCCUACGCCAAGGCCCUGGAGAUCAUCCCCCGGCAGCUCUGCGACAACGCCGGCUUCGACGCCACCAACAUCCUCAACAAGCUGCGGGCCAAGCACGCCCAGGGCGGGAUGUGGUACGGCGUGGAUGUCACCAACGAGGACAUCGCGGACAAUUUCUCGGCGUGCGUGUGGGAGCCGGCCGUGGUGCGCAUCAACGCGCUGACGGCGGCCUCGGAGGCGGCGUGCCUGAUCGUGUCCGUGGACGAGACCAUCCGCAACCCCCGCUCCAGCGUGGACGCCGCUCCCGCGCGGGGCCGCGCCCGCGCCCGGCCCCACAACCACUGACGGAACCCUGCCGCGAUCGGCGGCUGCUCAGCGCGCGGGCCCCGGGCCGGCUUCAGUCAGAGGCGGCUCCUGGCCCUGCAGCCACGGCCCCUGCCCUGCCCUGCCCUGCCCCCUGGGCUGGCCUGGGCACUCCCUUGCCUUCCCUCCAGGGCAUUCCCUUCCCUUUGGGUGGGAAUUCCCUUCCCUUCGGGCUGGGAUUCCCUUCUCCCCCUUCCUUCGGGAUCAUUCACUUCCCUCCGGGGGAUUCCCUUCUCCCCCUUCCCUCGGGAUCAUUCCCUUCCCUUCGGGCUGGGAUUCCCUUCUCCCCCUUCCUUCGGGAUCAUUCCCUUCCCUUCGGGCUGGGAUUCCCUUCUCCCCCUUCCCUCGGGAUCAUUCCCUUCUCCCCCUUCCCUCGGGAGCCUCCUCCCCUCCAGGCCGGAGCCAGCGCAGGGAAGGGGUUUGUGGCCUAUUUAUACUGGUUUGGUUUUUGUCCUGCUGGGCACUUUGAACCCAGGCUCCAGCACAAUAAAACGAGUUUGUCUCGGGGGCA